Molecule: messenger RNA, 753 nt
Organism: Mercenaria mercenaria
Lineage: Eukaryota; Metazoa; Mollusca; Bivalvia; Venerida; Veneridae
Product: antho-RFamide neuropeptides type 2-like
Exons: 1
Coding region: 1-753 (250 amino acids)
Source: RefSeq, a predicted model, not a curated record
AUGUAUACAGCAGUGCCAUUAGAUGAUGUCUUUAGUGCAGUCCGAUUAGAAGAUGCUGAAACAGGUAGGGAAAGUGAAGUUAGAUUAGAUGAUGUUGAAAUAGGUAGAGAAAGUGAGGUUAGAUCAGAUGAUGGUAAAACAGGUAGAGAAGGUGAUUUUAAAUUAGAUGAUGGUAAAACAGGUAGAAAACGUGAUAUUAGAUUUGAUGGUGGUAAAAUAGGUAGAGAAAGUGAAGUUAGUGAGAAAUUAGGUAAUGCUGAUGAAGGCAUGUAUACAGCAGUGCGAUUAGAUAAUGUCUCUAGUGCAGUAAGAUUAGAUGAUGUUGAAAUAGGUAGAGAAAGUGAGGUUAGAUUAGAUGAUGGUAAAAUAGGUAGAGAAGGUGAGAUUAAAUUAGAUGAUAGUAAAACAGGUAGAGAAGGUGAUGUUAAAUUAGAUGAUGGUAAAACAGAUAGAGAAAGUGAUGUUAGAUUUGAUGAUGGUAAAAUAGGUAGAGAAAGUGAGAUUAGAUCAGAUGAUGGUAAAACAGGUAGAGAAGGUGAUGUUAAAUUUGAUGACGUAAAACAGGUAGAGAAAGUGAUGUUAGGUUUAAUGAUGUUUAAAAUAGAUAGAGAAAGUGAAGUUAGAUUGAAUGAUGAUGAAAUAGGUAGAGCAAGUGAAGUUAUAUCAGAUGGUACUGAAGUAGGCAGAAAAAGUAAUAAUAGACUAGAUGAUGUUGAAAUAGGUGGAGAAAGUGGAAAAAAGAAUGAAGUUUGA